AUGUCUGGUGCAGAGCUUGGUCUUGCCAUUCUGGGCACUCUCGAUCUUUGUCUUAAAUACGGAGGAAUUAUUGUUGGAAAAUACAGGGCCUUCAGUGAUGCGGAAAAUGAAAUUCAAGAGCGAUUACUUGUCAUUGAAGCUACCUGGACGAAGAUAUCGCAGCAGCUCACCUUUCUCCAACGUAUCUGGGCAAGCGUAAGCGAGGAGAACCAGGACUACCUAGACCUUCAAAAUCGCAUCAUCCUUAUUCUUCAAAAGAAGCUCGAGGCUGCUACCUUGCAAAUUAAUAAAAUUGAGAAGCAGGGAAGUGGGGACGAUACUGGCUCCUUUAGCAAGCGAAAGGCAGCGAAAUACGCCUUGGUUGUGAAGGAAUCUCUCGAAGCAGCCAUUUUGGACCUUCAAACAUGGCAAAAGGAGUUUGAUACAACUUGGUUCCUGGUUCUGCGAAUAGCCAAUGGUGUAAUUGACACAGAGCUGGUUAAACGUCCUGGAACUGAGAAAUUAUCUGUUGCCAGAGGUAUUCGAGAAUCGAUGAAAGCGGAAGCGCCCACCUCUGUUUUUCUCCCAGAAGAAAGGCUCGCUUCGGCAAUACCUUCUAAUAUCCUGCACUCGACUUUGCAGACUGUCCAAAUUCCAGGCCUGGGUUCUUUUAUAUUAGAUUCCGCAGAUUGCUCGGCCAUACAAGAUACCUCAACCUUUGCCAAAUACGCUCGACAAUUAGUCUCACGGUUACGAGAAGUGGAAGCAAAUACGUUUCAUAUCCUUAAAUGCAAAGGCGUUGUCCGAAAAAAGAACCCGAGUACGAAGCAACUUGUCUCGUUCGAUUUCGUAUUCAACAUGCCCAAAGGAUGCUCUCGCCCCCGGAGUCUUCGGAGUAUUCUGCUUUCCCAAGUGGAUUGUUCCCUCGGUGACAAAAUGAGCCUUGCCAAGCAACUAGCGACUUCGAUAAAUUUCAUCCAUGUUCUUGAUUUCGUCCAUAAGAGUGUUCGGCCUGAAACAAUCCUGGUCUUCCAAGACGGUCAACACCCAGCCCAGCUCGGCCCAUUAUUCCUCCUCGGCUUCAAGUCAUUCCGCACGGCUGACGGCAGAACACAGCGAUUGGGUAGCUCGGCUUCGGAAGAGAAUAUUUACCAGCACCCGGAGCGGCGAGGAAUCCAUCCUGAGGCGGAUUAUAUUAUGCAGCAUGAUAUAUACAGUCUUGGCGUGUGCCUCCUUGAAAUUGGGCUUUGGGAAUCUUUCGUCGGUAACGAGAAGUAUAAACACAUUCUUGGUGAAAGGAGGUCCCCUAAAGACCAGUAUAUGGCAUUGGCGAAGGAUAAAUUGCCAGGGAAAAUGGGUGAGAAGUACACGAAAGUUGUCGUCAAUUGUCUAUCUUGUAUAGAUACUUCUAACGAGGAUUUUGGAGAUGAGAGCGAGUUCCAAGAUAGUGAUGGAAUUUUAAUCGGGGUCAAAUACAUUGAAAAGGUAUGCAUUAUAUACGAGGAGGAGUAUUACGACUUUCACAAUCAAAAAGAAAUUAAUUAUUAUGCAGAUAUUUCUUCUCCUUAG
Messenger RNA from Penicillium manginii, 1548 nucleotides. RefSeq lists its product as uncharacterized. Gene Ontology annotation, molecular function: ATP binding; protein kinase activity. The transcript has 2 exons. Gene Ontology annotation, biological process: protein phosphorylation. NCBI's taxonomy places the organism in Eukaryota, Fungi, Ascomycota, Eurotiomycetes, Eurotiales, Aspergillaceae. The coding region runs from base 1 to 1548 and encodes 515 amino acids. The record is from RefSeq and is a predicted model, not a curated record.